Messenger RNA from Chrysochloris asiatica (Cape golden mole), 972 nucleotides. It is a transcript of the gene YDJC, whose product is annotated as YdjC homolog (bacterial). The coding region runs from base 1 to 972 and encodes 323 amino acids. The record is from RefSeq and is a predicted model, not a curated record. Gene Ontology annotation, molecular function: deacetylase activity. Gene Ontology annotation, biological process: carbohydrate metabolic process. NCBI's taxonomy places the organism in Eukaryota, Metazoa, Chordata, Mammalia, Afrosoricida, Chrysochloridae. The transcript is spliced from 5 exons.
AUGGCCCUACCGCGGGUGCAGCUGGUGAUCACUGCAGACGACUUUGGUUAUUGCCCGCGGCGCGAUGAGGGCAUAGUGGAGGCCUUCCUGGUGGGGGCAGUGACCAGUGUGUCUUUGCUGGUCAAUGGCACUGCAGCGGAGAGCGCGGCCGAACUGGCCCGCAGGCAUAGUAUCCCCACAGGCCUCCACGCCAACCUGUCCGAGGGACGCCCAGUGGGCCCGGCACGCCACGGAGCCUCGUCGCUGCUCGGCCCCGAAGGUUUCUUUCUUGGCAAAAUGGGAUUCCGGAAGGCGCUGGCGUCAGGAGACGUGGCGUUGCCUCAGGUGCGGGAGGAGCUGGAGGCCCAGUUGAGCCGAUUUCGGGAGUUGCUGGGCAGGGACCCUACGCAUGUGGACGGGCACCAGCACGUGCACGUGCUACCAGGUGUGUGCCAGGUGUUUGCCGAGGCUCUGCAGGCCUUCGGGGUGCGUUUCACUCGGUUACCGCUGGAGCGUGGUGUGGGCGACUGCACCUGGCUCGAGGCCCCAACGCGGGCCUUUGCCUGUGCUGUGGGACGCGACGCCCGGGCCGCUAUGGACCCCUUUUCCCGCCACGGCCUGCGGUGGACCGAUGCCUUCCUGGGCCUGAGCACAUGUGGCCGCCAUAUGUCUGCCCACCGUGUUUCUGGAGCGCUGGCACGGGCUUUGGAAAACGCCCCAGCAGGUCAUGCCCUGACAGCCGAGCUGAUGGCACACCCGGGCUACCCCAGUGUACCCCCAACUGGGGGCUGCGGUGAGGGUCCUGACGCCUUCUCCUGCUCCUGGGAGCGGCUGCACGAGCUGCAAGUCCUCAUGGCACCUGCAUUGCGCACCCAGCUGGCUCAGGAUGGCGUGCAGCUCUGCGCCCUAGACGUCUUGGACACCAAGAGGCUAGAGGAAAGGAUUUUGGGUGAGGCCACUGUGGAGCCCUCCCUGAACCCUUCCCUACCUUGA